GUCCGUUUAAAAUCAACGAUUAUUCUUUUAGUGUUUGCUAGUGGCAAAUACUCCGAACCUUAUCAUUGAUUGUUCUUCUAUAAGUAAGCACUGGUUCAGGUGAGAAACAAAGGACUCAUCGCAAUGUCAGGCGCACAGAAAAGUAAGAAAGCAUCAAAUAUGAAAAAGCAAGCCAAAAGAGUUCAGGAGACUGAUAAGGAGCUGAGAAAAAAGAGGAAGAUUGCGAGAACGAAUACGGCAAAAGAGUUGGUAAAGAGCAUUAGUUAUAGGACAAUGGAGGAGGAGGAGGCCGAUGAGUUCUCCCCUGCAUAUGAUACUGAGAAUGACAAGUUAAUUUCUAAGCGUGACCUGCGGUUUAAUUUUUCUAACAUUAUCAACCAACAACCAUUCUAUUCUCAUCCCUCACAUCCCACCAUUGAUCUUCAUAGUGAAAUGAAGUUACAGCGUCAAAAAAGAUUGGUAGAGCUUGAUAUGCUUAGAGAGAAGGAGCUUGAAGACACAAAGGAGAAUGAUGAAACAGGGUCUGACGAUGAUUUGCUAAGUUUCCCAUCAUCAGAGGAUGAAGAUUUGAUGGAUGCUAAGCUACCACAACUUCACGAAUUAACGACUCUUGGAGGCAAUUAUGAUUCUUGGAGUUCGAAGCUAGAGUCUUUAACCACUGGCUUAGAGCAGGUUGAUCGGCUAAUCAGGCAGCUGAACGAUCACGAUGCGGAAGCCGAAAUCUUGAGCGUUCACGAACAAAGCGUCCUGAAACCAUUCGAAUGUGAAUCAGAUGUUAAGCACAAAGAAAAGAAUAUCUCGAAAACGCUUCGUAAAGCACUCAAGUACUGGAACCCUGUGAAUCCUCAGACGUUUCAUUUGACGAAUUUCUAA
This is a messenger RNA of Ogataea polymorpha, 873 nucleotides long. RefSeq lists its product as uncharacterized. Bases 124 to 873 code for a protein of 249 amino acids. Lineage: Eukaryota; Fungi; Ascomycota; Pichiomycetes; Pichiales; Pichiaceae. The record is from RefSeq and is a predicted model, not a curated record. The transcript is spliced from 2 exons.